CCUAAAUCCUCUGCUGAAGGACUAAACCCCGGAACACCAGGCGUUCCAGCAUUUAUCAUCCGAGCGUGCUGAAGGACUGAUGAUUUCACUCCAAGUCGGGGUAGUGUGGCGUCUGCUGCUGACGGUGUUCCUAUCAUCCUGCUUCAGUGCUAAUAAUGACGGCAAGGAUGUCGAGCCGCAGAGUUGCCAUGAAAGCUGUCGACUGGAUGGCGUUUGGUGAGCGGGUCCCACCAAACCAGAGAGCCAUGUUCAAUGCACUGAAAACUCGAAGUGACGCCCUGUCUAGCAGGUUGACAACACUUCCAGAGAAACCUCUAGCCCUUGACUGGAGCUAUUAUAGGAACAUUAUUGCAAAACCUGGAAUGGUGGAUGAGUUUGAAAAGAAGUACAAUGCUGUAAAGGUUCCAGAACCCAUUGACACACAAGGGGAGAAAAUUAAUGCUCAGGAGCAAGAGGCUAAUAAGAGUGCUCAAAGUUAUUGCCAGGCUUCAAAGGAGAGGAUUUCCAAAUAUGAGAAAGAGUUAGCGAAAUUCAAAAGCAUGGUUCCUUUUGAACAGAUGACUAUCGACGAUCUGAACGAUACUUUCCCUGAAACCAAGCUGGACAUGGUGAAGUAUCCCUAUUGGCCCCACAAGCCCAUCAGUGACCUGUAAUUGUCCCUGUGAUAUCUGCAGAUGUAAUUCUAUUAUAAAAUAAAGCAAUGUUCAAUGUUGA
Messenger RNA from Leucoraja erinaceus (little skate), 714 nucleotides. It is a transcript of the gene atp5pd, whose product is annotated as ATP synthase peripheral stalk subunit d. Gene Ontology annotation, molecular function: proton transmembrane transporter activity. Bases 156 to 653 code for a protein of 165 amino acids. Gene Ontology annotation, biological process: proton motive force-driven ATP synthesis. The transcript has 6 exons. The record is from RefSeq and is a predicted model, not a curated record. NCBI's taxonomy places the organism in Eukaryota, Metazoa, Chordata, Chondrichthyes, Rajiformes, Rajidae.